AUGGAUUUGAGAAUGAAAGACAAUGAUGAGCCAUUUAUUGAAGAAGGUCCUGAGCCUGGAUCCAUUUGGGGUUUAGUGUUCGAUGGUGCUGUCAACGCAUAUGAACAUGGCAUAGGGGUUAUAAUUAUUACUCCUCGAGGUUCACAUAUACCUUUCACAACAAGGUUAGAUUUUGAUUGCACCAAUAACAUCGCAGAAUACGAAGUAUGUAUCCUUGGUCUGGAAGAGGCCAUUGAUAUGCGUAUCAAAUUUCUUGAAGUGUUCGGUGACUCGGCUCUUGUCAUCAAUAAAAUUAAAGGAGAGUGGGAAACUCGUCACCCGGGUUUGAUCCCAUAUAGAGAUUAUGCUAGAAGACUGUCUACUUUCUUUACUAAAGUAAAAUUCUAUCACAUCCCUCGAGACGAGAAUCAGAUAGCAGAUGCUCUUGCUACACUGUCCUCCAUUUAUCGGGUGUAUAUACAUAGAGAAAUGCCUUCCAUCACUAUCCACACACGUGAUAAACCCGCUUAUAUCUUCAAUGCCGAAGCUAUAUCAUAUGAGAAACCAUGGUUCUACGAUAUUACGUGUUUUCUUGAAAAGCAAGAGUACCCGCUUGGGGCGUCUAGAAGAGAUAAGAAGACCUUGAGGUGUUUGUUAGCUAAUUUUUUCUUGAAUGAGGAGGUGCUCUAUAAAAGAAACUUUGACAUGAUCUUGCUCAUAUGUGUGGACAGACACGAAGCACACCAAUGGACAUUCUACAGCAAGAAAGGUGCCCAGAGUUGGUUAUUAUUGGCUAACUAUGGAGUCAAAUUGCUACGAGUAUGCUAG
Lathyrus oleraceus (garden pea) is the source of this 807-nucleotide messenger RNA. RefSeq lists its product as uncharacterized. Bases 1 to 807 code for a protein of 268 amino acids. NCBI's taxonomy places the organism in Eukaryota, Viridiplantae, Streptophyta, Magnoliopsida, Fabales, Fabaceae. Gene Ontology annotation, molecular function: RNA-DNA hybrid ribonuclease activity; nucleic acid binding. The transcript has a single exon. The record is from RefSeq and is a predicted model, not a curated record.